Messenger RNA from Pteropus alecto (black flying fox), 1138 nucleotides. RefSeq names its product cell cycle exit and neuronal differentiation 1 (gene CEND1). Gene Ontology annotation, biological process: radial glia guided migration of cerebellar granule cell; cerebellum development; cerebellar granular layer maturation. The transcript is spliced from 2 exons. The record is from RefSeq and is a predicted model, not a curated record. NCBI's taxonomy places the organism in Eukaryota, Metazoa, Chordata, Mammalia, Chiroptera, Pteropodidae. The coding region runs from base 237 to 686 and encodes 149 amino acids.
CCGCGGCCUGGGGCCGGGGCUGGAUGGGGGCACCGGGACAGUUCCCCACCUUGAAGGUCAUCACUCCCAAGCACAGCAGCCCUGGAGAGGGGGAGGGGACAGCCUGGUGACGUCAGUGUGGAGCUAAAAACAACGGAGGGCCCAUGUAAUGCCCAGAGCCGAGCUGUCCUGAGCUGCUGUGGUCCAGCCACCUGCCUGUCCACACACGCCCCACACAGCCUGCCAGCACCGCCACCAUGGAGUCCCGCGGGAAGUCGGCCAGCAGCCCCAAGCCCGAGACCAAGGUGCCCCAGGCUGGUGCAGAGGUCAGAGGCCCCCCCACCACAGACGGGAAAGCCCCCUCAGCCAAGCCUGGGAAGAAAGAGGCCCAAGUGGAGAAGCAGGAGCUGCCGGCGGGCCCCGCCCCACCACCUGCCAAGAAGACUCCGGGCAAGGCAGACCCCGCCCUUCUCAACAACCACAGCAACCUGAAGCCAGCCCCCGCGGCCCCCAGCAGCCCCAGUGCCACCCCUGAGCCCAAGGGCCCUGGAGAUGGGGCUGAGGAAGACGAGGCCCCCAGUGAGGGCCCAGGGGGCCGAGGUCCCUGCCCCUUCGAGAACUUGACCCCCCUGCUGGUGGCUGGGGGGGUGGCUGUGGCAACCGUAGCCCUGAUUCUUGGUGUGGUCUUCCUGGCUCGAAAAAAAUGAUGGCUGGUACCCAGGUGGGGGUCCACCAGUCCCUGUACAGACCUUGGGAGUCUAGUGCAUGCCGAAUUCACAUACAGCUAUCUGCCCAUAUGUACACAGGUAACACAUGUAUAGACGUACACACAGACCGAGAGGUGGACAGGCCCGGGCAGUGGAAGCCAGACCCCGGCUGGCCCCCGGCGCUUCCCCUGCACCCUCUGGGGCAGAAGGAGCCUGGGCUUGGGUGCUGGGCAGCACAGGGUGGAGCGCUGACACCGGCCAGAGGGCUCAAGGACAGGGCACCGGGGGGCAAUGGAAGUGGGGGAUGCUCCUGUGUCAGCCUGUCCUGAGAGGCCCCAGUGAUCCCGGGGGCCCCCAGCACGGGAGGGAGCCCCCAGGUCGGCAGGGGUCCGGGAUGGGCUCUGACCCGGCCCAGCCCCUGUGUGGGGACAUUAAAGGGUGUGGCUGUUUCA